AAUGAGUUCUGAUCUUUAAAAUUAAUAUGAAAAUUUUAAGAAAACAAUGAAGAAAGCUGAAUACAAAGAAUAAUUUGCAUUUGAUUAUGUUAAGGAUAAUAACCCAACCUUUUUCUUGAGAAUACUCCACUACAUUUUAAUUGAAUAUAAUUCAGGCUUUUAUAAAUGUACCUAUUACUUAAGAUUGUUUGUUAGCCUUAGUAGACAAAGGAUAUGAGCUCUAUUCCAAAAAUGAUUUGAGAUUUACAGAAUAAGUAUUCAAAAUGUUACAAUUAGAAUUCAAUUACAAAUUGUCAAUAAAUAUUGCUUAAUUUCUUUCAGAACAAUAUUUAGAGCAUAAAUUAAUCUUAAUAAAUGAUAUAUUUAAUGAGGUAUUGUAAAGAACAAAAAAAGACAAGAAAGUGAAUCUAUUUAAGGGAUAAGAAAAUACUUCAUACUUAUAAAACACUUAAAAAUAACAAGAGUCUAAUAAUAAAUAAAAAACUCAAAUACUUGUACAAAGAGAGAAUUUAUAAAUUGAAGAUGAUGAAGAAGACAUUGAAUAACCAAAAAGACCAGAACCUUAUAAAAUUACUUCAUAAAAUGAAUUAGUUCAAAGAAUGCCUUCUUAUAAUUAAGAAUAAUAUUAAGAAUUUGAAUAAUAAUCCAAUUAUUAAUUACAAUAUUAAUAAUAACCAUCUCCUCCAUAAUCUAAUUAAAAGAAUGAAUAUUAGAAUGAAAUUUAAUAAGCAUUCAAAUAAUAAAUUAAUUAAGUUUAAUAAAACUAUCCAAUUUAAACAAAUAAUUAUAUUUAAUAAAAUUGUGUAACACAUCAAGAUCUCUAAAAAUUAAUGUAAGUGAUUUUAUUAAGUAAUGAUAAUAUUAAAUCAAUUAUGCAAAAAUUUUCAGAAUUAUAAACUACAGUAAAUAUUGCAUUAGCUAAUUUUGAUCAGAGAUUGACAAGAUUGGAAUUAAAAAUUCGUGAUUAAUGA
Molecule: messenger RNA, 971 nt
Organism: Paramecium pentaurelia
Lineage: Eukaryota; Ciliophora; Oligohymenophorea; Peniculida; Parameciidae
Source: the annotation of a GenBank genome assembly